ACCGCUGCAGAUUUUCUUCCGAGUAAUUGGUGGAAGACCCACUGGCUGAAUGGCAGCUGUGGAUGAUUUGCAGUUUGAAGAAUUUGGUGAUGCCGGCACUACUCUAUCAGCAAAUCCAGAAGAUACCACGAUAAAUAUUGAGGAUCCUGACGAAACCCCAAAGCAUCGGCCAAGAACCCCAAGAGGCUCAGGGAGAGAAGAGGAUGAUGAGUUACUGGGGAACGAUGACUCAGACAAAACAGAGUUACUCGCUGGACAGAAGAAAAGCUCCCCCUUCUGGACAUUUGAAUAUUAUCAGACAUUUUUUGAUGUGGAUACUUACCAGGUCUUUGACAGAAUAAAAGGGUCUCUUUUGCCAAUACCUGGAAAAAAUUUUGUAAGAUUGUAUAUCCGCAGCAAUCCCGAUCUCUACGGCCCCUUUUGGAUAUGUGCCACAUUGGUCUUUGCCAUAGCAAUUAGUGGGAAUCUUUCCAAUUUUUUAAUCCAUCUGGGAGAGAAGACGUACCAUUAUGUGCCUGAAUUCCAGAAAGUGUCCAUAGCAGCUACCGUCAUCUAUGCCUAUGCCUGGCUUGUUCCUUUUGCGCUCUGGGGUUUUCUCAUGUGGAGAAACAGCAAAGUUAUGAACAUCGUUUCCUACUCGUUUUUGGAGAUUGUGUGCGUCUAUGGAUAUUCACUCUUCAUUUAUAUUCCCACAGCAAUACUGUGGAUCAUCCCCCAAAAAGCUGUUCGCUGGAUUCUAGUCAUGAUUGCACUGGGCAUCUCAGGAUCUGUCUUGGCAAUGACAUUUUGGCCAGCUGUUCGUGAAGAUAACCGACGCAUUGCAUUGGCUACAAUUGUGACGAUUGUGUUGCUUCAUAUGCUUCUUUCUGUGGGCUGUUUGGCAUAUUUUUUUGAUGCACCAGAGAUGGAUCAUCUCCUGGCUACAGCUACUCCAAACCAAACAGUUUCAGCAGCCAAGUUCAGCUAAAAAAGAAAG
This is a messenger RNA of Elephantulus edwardii (Cape elephant shrew), 976 nucleotides long. RefSeq names its product Yip1 domain family, member 1 (gene YIPF1). Gene Ontology annotation, cellular component: Golgi apparatus; membrane. The transcript has 8 exons. Gene Ontology annotation, biological process: vesicle-mediated transport. The coding region runs from base 50 to 967 and encodes 305 amino acids. Lineage: Eukaryota; Metazoa; Chordata; Mammalia; Macroscelidea; Macroscelididae. Gene Ontology annotation, molecular function: small GTPase binding. The record is from RefSeq and is a predicted model, not a curated record.